This is a messenger RNA of Episyrphus balteatus (marmalade hoverfly), 1199 nucleotides long. RefSeq lists its product as uncharacterized. Lineage: Eukaryota; Metazoa; Arthropoda; Insecta; Diptera; Syrphidae. The coding region runs from base 408 to 977 and encodes 189 amino acids. The transcript is spliced from 3 exons. The record is from RefSeq and is a predicted model, not a curated record.
AGCGAUAAACAACAACGGACGAUCGACGACGACGCAACUAGAACUGGAUACACCGGCAGAGAGAAGACUGGUUAAAGUGGACACAGUUAGUUGGUGACUUUUCAACCAUCCGGAAGGUAGUUAUAGAACAAGUGUGUGGAUAUGACAAAAAGUAUCUAUGAGAUACUUUUUAAAGUGAUCUUGCAUAAAAGUGAUCGCUAAUUUUUUUUUCUAUUUUUUGAAUCAACAAGUAUUUUUUGAUCGGAAAAAAUGUCAUAUUUUGAAAUAGUUAUAAGUGAAAGAACACGAUUGUGAUAUCUACCUACAAUUAUUCGUUAAUUGAUAAAACAGAAAAACAGCUGUUUAAAUGAGUUAUCUGAUAAAGACAUAAAAAUACAAAACAAAAGAGAAUUUUAUAUUGUAUAACGAUGUCAACAGCAACUGGUAUUGAUGAUGCUCAAGUUAAUGUCGAAGACCUGCCAAUGGAAUUCAAGGUGAAAUAUGUCGGCUGUGAAGUAUCUCGAGGUCUAUGGGGCAUCAAAUACACCCGACGACCGGUCGAUAUCAUGGUCGGAGUAGCCAAGAAUCUGCCCCCAAACAAAGUACUUCCACAUUGUAAUUUAAAAGUAUCUACAUCCGGUGUUAAUGUGGACAUCAUUGCACCAAAGGCCAGCAUAAAUAAUUGGAACUAUCCCAUAGAUACAAUCUCUUAUGGUGUUCAAGAUCUCGUCUACACAAGAAUUUUUGCUAUGAUUGUUGUAAAAGAUAGUAAUUCACCACAUCCAUUUGAGGUGCAUGCUUUUGUUUGUGAUAAUCGAGCGACAGCAAGGAAAUUAACAUUUGCUCUUGCUGCAGCAUUUCAAGACUAUUCGAGACGUGUUAAGGAGACUGGUGAAGGACACACAGAUAAUAUUACUCCGACGAGACAAAAGUUUGCAAUUGAUUUGCGAUCACCUGAAGAAUUACAGGAAAAUUUAGAUGAAGAAACUGAAGCUUAAAGGGGGGAAGCUUAAGGGGGAAACUAUGGUUGUUAAUAUUAACUGUAAAUAUUUAACUUUUUUUUAUUUUUAUUUAAAGAAAAAAAAAUGUAAGAAAAAUUUUGUAUAUUUCAUUUGACAUACAGCAGAAAGUUCCAAAAAAACCUUAAUGUUAGAGUAUUAGUAGGUAUCACAUAAUUUGUAUUUAUUUAUGUUAACUUAGUUAAAAAAAAAAAACUUUUG